AUGCUUAAGUUUGGCGCUAUGAUGCUGUUGUCCUUAGCAGAUCAGAAAGUAAUACCAAAUCAAGAGUGUUACAUAAAAACCAAUGGCUGUAGUAUCCCCGGAGACCUGCCGUUUUUCUACAAGAAACCGUUUACCCCUGCUUGCGUGAAGCACGGUGUCUGCUACUCCUGUGUAAGAAUUCCAAAAUAAGUCAUUUUCCAUCACCCUUUCUCUAUACGUACCGAACCCUUUCACACAAAUGUUUUUACCAUGUUUCCUUUUUUUUUUACUUAUGCAAAAACAGUCUAGCAGAAAUAUAACUUAAGUCUGCAGGAAUGAUCGAUGUUCGACCAUCACAAUCACGGGGGACGGGAGGUAUUUCCUCAAAAACUGCUGCGAUCCCUGAGCUCAGAUUCUCCCAGCUAUCGUCCAAUCUAGUCUAAGGGCUUCCACUAUUUUUACGAUCUUUUUGGCCGCUUGUCAAGAGCCAUGUUAUGAUCUCUUGCCGCUUGUCUUUUAAUGGGGCGACUUGCAUUGAGCGAUCAUAUGUAAACUAGGAUUUAUUUGUAAUGUCUGAACAUAUGCCUAUUUUCAAAUCAUGUCCACACAGGGUCAAAACUUUGGAGGGAACCGAUCUGGUUGUGAAAAAAGUUUCAAACAGGAUAUGUACAUGCUAUGCGAUAAAAAGUAUGGCCGUAAGAAACGUUGGAUCUCCUUACUGGCAUCAAAGAUCAAACGAUGUAAGUUUUUGGCGGAUUUGUAUUACAAAUCAGUACGUAUUUUUGGCAGGUUUUACUGGUCAAAUCUAUCCGAGAAC
Molecule: messenger RNA, 796 nt
Organism: Porites lobata
Lineage: Eukaryota; Metazoa; Cnidaria; Anthozoa; Scleractinia; Poritidae
Source: the annotation of a GenBank genome assembly